This is a messenger RNA of Serendipita indica DSM 11827, 966 nucleotides long. Lineage: Eukaryota; Fungi; Basidiomycota; Agaricomycetes; Sebacinales; Serendipitaceae. The record is from the annotation of a GenBank genome assembly.
AUGGCUCAUGGAUUCCUUACAAGACCUUUUGACUCUGUAGAGGACGUUGCGUCCUUAAAGACCCAAGUUCACUGGGUUCAUCUCGAUGGAAUGAACGGCGCAAUGGCCGUUUUCGCCAAAUUCAUCAUGCAGUCCCUCAAAACUUCAGCGGACAUAACCACUCUUUCAGUAAAUACCACCUCUUCGACUUUGAUUCAUGAAGUCUUCAACAUUGGACGCCAACUUCCCAUGCUCAGACACCUCUCCAUUGCCGCCGCGUGUUCCAUUUCAUCGUUUUGGGCACGGCUGGAGAAUACUUUUCCCAAUAUUGUCGUAUUACGACUCUCCUCUAUACGCGCCGAGGCUGAAGACGUAUUCUCGUUGGGUCGAUUGGAGUUACUUGAGGUCAGGGACCUUACCACGAGUCUCAAUAGAGUCAAACUUCCGUCUCUUCGGCAUUUAUUCAUCCAUAAUUCCCCCCGCUUGAUCGUAUCAAUCCACAACGAGUUACGCUUCCAGCUCACUACGAUUCUCUACAGCGAGUACCCAGGCCAAUUUUCCUCCUCUGUCUACAUGACUUCUAUAGAUACAUGGUGGGACGCUGGAGAUCUGAAGUUACUCGAGACCUCGGACUACGACUUGGCUACCUGUAGUCGAAAGAUUAUUUCACUAGCGGCAAACCACCCACUAGAGCAUCUCGUCGUUAACCUUCACCUUGACUUUCGCCGGAAUUCGUACCGAACCACGGCGUCUCUUCUCCACGCCCUAGGUGGGUAUCCAAGGCUGCGUCGCCUAUCGGUCGAUGUUCAAGGCUUGACGUCCUUUGAGAGGAUGCGAUUACGCCUGACCUGUUCUCUGCGCGGUAUCGCUUGGACACCACUUCCGCAGGUACCGAAUCCAUCUCCGCGUUCGUUUGUCGACACUGGGCGCGCAAUCAUAGAUAGAUGGCUCGAACAUCACCGUCUGAAACGGAGCAUUGAUGGCUAA